Messenger RNA from Vicia faba (fava bean), 822 nucleotides. NCBI's taxonomy places the organism in Eukaryota, Viridiplantae, Streptophyta, Magnoliopsida, Fabales, Fabaceae. The record is from the annotation of a GenBank genome assembly.
AUGAGAGGGUGUAUAUGGUAUGUAUUUAUUGUAGUUUCUCCCAAGCUUGCAAAUGAUAUUAAAGGGACAAUUGAAACAGCCAAAUGGGUUAUUAAAAUGGUUGCGUGUACAAAUGUUUAUAUUAAAAUUCCUGCAAUUGAUGAAUCCAUUCCUUCAAUAAAGGAAUUUAUUUCUCUUGGGAUAGGUGUAAAUGCCACUGUUGCAUCAAUAAUAUUGUGCUUAUUGUUUGUGUGUUUUGAACAACUCAUAUUCUCUCUUCCUAGAUAUGAAUCGGUUAUUAAGGCUUACAUGGACGAUCUUGACGCUUCUGGUAUGAAUGAUUUGUCAAAGAUUGGUACUGUUGAAGCUCUUGACCUCACAGGAAAGGCCUUUAAUUUUUGUCGCCUUUGGAUCCAUAUUUAUUAUACUCGAGGCACGGUGGUUCUGGCGGAGUUCAGUGCCGUCACCGGCAACACAGGCGCCGUCGCUCGUCGGUUACUCGAGAAGCUUCCUACCGAAUCGGAUUCCAGACUUUGCUUCUCUCAAGAUAGAUAUAUCUUCCACAUACUCCGAUCCGAUGGCCUCGCGUACCUUUGUAUGGCCAACGACACCUUCGGAAUUAGUUCAUCUAUUAAGAGAUUCAAUUGUGUUGCGGAGAGGUGUUCUUCAGAGGUUUUUCUGGCUUCUGUUGAGUGUUUGGAACUGAUCAGGCUUGAUACUGCAAAUUAUGCAACCGCGUUAGAAGCAGAAUCAAACAGAGGCUUCAUUCAAUUGGCAUCUGAGGAACAUGGUGUGGCACCGUGUCUGAUGCUGUCAUUGCUUUUGAAUGACACUUUUCCGUAA